UAAAGAAGAAUGGCUCCUGCAAAUGGCUCUUUCAUGACUCAGUUCAUUUUGGUAGGAUUAACAGACCAACCAGAUCUCCAACUCCCCCUGUUCUUUCUGUUCCUAGUUAUGUAUGUGGUCACUGUGAUGGGAAAUUUGGGAUUGAUAAUCCUAAUUGGGCUGAAUUCACAUUUACACACCCCUAUGUAUUUUUUCCUCUUUAACUUGUCCUUCAUAGAUUUCUUUUAUUCUUCUGUGUAUACGCCCAAAAUGCUGAUUAACUUCAUAUCAAAAAAGAAUAUUAUCUCCUACAUGGGGUGCAUGACCCAGCUUUACUUCUUCAGUUUUUUUGGUAUUUCUGAAUGCUAUGUGCUGACAUCAAUGGCCUAUGAUCGCUAUGUGGCUAUCUGUAAUCCACUUUUGUAUAACAUUGUCAUGUCUCCUAAAGUGUGUUCCAGCCUUAUGCUUGCUUCAUACUUGAUGGCAUUUUCUGGUGCCAUGGCUCACACUGGAUGCAUGCUGAGACUGACCUUCUGUGAUGCCAACAUCAUCAACCAUUAUUUCUGUGACAUCCUCCCUGUGCUCCAGCUCUCCUGCACAAGCACCUAUGUCAAUGAGCUGGAAGUUUUCAUUGUGGUGGGCAUCAAUGUCAUUGUACCCAGUCUCACCAUAUUUGUCUCUUAUGGUUUAAUCCUCUCCAAUAUCCUCCAAAUCAGCUCUAAAGAGGGCAGAUCAAAAGCCUUCAGCACCUGCAGUUCCCACAUAAUUGCUGUUUCUCUCUUCUUUGGAUCAAUUGCAUUUAUGUAUCUCAAACCAUCUUCUUCUGUGUCCAUGGAUGAGGAAAAAAUCUCUUCUGUAUUUUAUACCAAUGUGAUUCCCAUGAUGAACCCUGUAAUCUAUAGCUUGAGGAACAAAGACGUUAAACUUGCUCUGAGAAAAACCCUAAGUAGGAGAAGGUUUUGA
Messenger RNA from Hippopotamus amphibius kiboko, 942 nucleotides. Its product is annotated as olfactory receptor 8B3-like. Bases 10 to 942 code for a protein of 310 amino acids. Gene Ontology annotation, cellular component: membrane. The transcript has a single exon. NCBI's taxonomy places the organism in Eukaryota, Metazoa, Chordata, Mammalia, Artiodactyla, Hippopotamidae. Gene Ontology annotation, molecular function: G protein-coupled receptor activity; odorant binding; olfactory receptor activity. The record is from RefSeq and is a predicted model, not a curated record. Gene Ontology annotation, biological process: G protein-coupled receptor signaling pathway; sensory perception of smell.